Fonsecaea nubica is the source of this 1605-nucleotide messenger RNA. RefSeq lists its product as hypothetical. The transcript is spliced from 7 exons. The record is from RefSeq and is a predicted model, not a curated record. Lineage: Eukaryota; Fungi; Ascomycota; Eurotiomycetes; Chaetothyriales; Herpotrichiellaceae. Gene Ontology annotation, molecular function: transmembrane transporter activity. Gene Ontology annotation, biological process: transmembrane transport. Bases 1 to 1605 code for a protein of 534 amino acids.
AUGUCUACCGAGUAUCCGACAAAAGAGGUGGUUGAAACCCAGGCCGACUCGAAAGAUGUCCGCCACCAUCACCAACACUCUCUUAGCGAGAGAGUGCGCCAUAGCAUCUCUGUGCAGUCGCUCGAUGAGAACACGGUUGAAGGCCAAAUUUUCUCCAUGAACGAUAUCGAUCCUGCCCUUGACAAAAAAAUGCGCCUUGUGAAUGAUGCUAUCGACGAAAUCGGCUGGACCAACAUGCAUCUGAAGCUCUUUUUCCUCAACGGCUUUGGCUACGCAGCCGACUCUUUGAUUCUGCUACUGCAGUCAGUCACUGCUGGCCAGGCCGCACUUGAGUUUAACCCUUCUUUCAGCAAUGGUCUCACCGUGGCUGCAUACUGUGGCAUGUUGAUCGGAGCCUUGUUCUGGGGAUUGAGUGCUGAUGUGAUUGGUCGUCGAUUCGCUUUUAAUGUCUCGUUGUUCAGUUGUUCGAUCUUUGCCGUCGUUGCGGGUGCGUCACCCAAUUGGUAUGCUCUAGGUGCCUUUGUAGCAUUGGCAGCAUUUGGAUCUGGAGGGAACUUGAUCCUGGACACCACUGUGUUCCUCGAGUACCUGCCUGGCAACAAGCAAUGGCUUCUGACUCUGAUGGCGUGCUGGUGGGGACUUGCUCCUGUGAUUGCGGCGGCUUUUGCGUGGCCAUUCCUCUCAAUCUCGAGAUACAACUGUACCAGCCACGCGACUUGCACCUACGACAACAACAUGGGCUGGCGUUAUGUCUGGUACUCAAAUGGAGCAUUGGUUUUUGUUCUCAGUAUUCUCCGGGUGACGGUCAUCCGGCUCAAGGAGACACCAAAGUACCUCCUGGCGAAGGGACAAGACCAGGAAGUUGUCAACACUUUCCAUGCGAUCGCCACCAAAUACAACAGACCGUGCUCGCUCACUAUUGAGCAUCUCGACGCGUGUGGUCCCAUCAAAUCGACAUAUGGCAAAUCGCGAUAUGGAUUCUCCGAGUUUCUGGCUCAUCUGCGAGGUCUCUUUGCGACCAAGAAACUGGGAGUCUCUACUUGCUUGAUUUGGCUGUCGUGGACCUUGAUUGGACUUGCCUAUCCGCUCUUCUACGUGUUCCUGCCCCAGUUCCUCGAGAGUCGUGGCGCUCAGACCGGGCAAAGUGGCGCCUACUAUACCUGGCGAAACUACAUGAUCACGAACUCGGUCAGCAUCUUUGGUCCGGUUCUCGCUGGGAUAAUGUGCAACUGGAAGUAUUUGGGCAGAAGGUACACCAUGGUGAUCGGAGCUCUGAUCACCAUGGCCUUCUUCUUUGCGUACACGGCAGUGCGCACCCCGGCUCAGAAUUUGGGGUUCACAUGUGCCAUUUACUUCUUUGUCAAUGUCUACUAUGGCACUCUCUAUGCGUAUACUCCCGAGAGUCUGCCGUCUGCCCACCGAGCCACAGGAAACGGCAUCGCAGUUGGCUGCAAUCGAGUCAUGGGUCUUGUAAGUGCCUUUGUGGCGGCCUAUUCUGACACGGCCACAAGUGCUCCCAUCUACAUUUGUGCCUCUCUCUACAUUGCCAUGGCACUCGUAGCCGUUGUCAUGCCAUUCGAGCCUUAUGGAAAGAGGUCAAUGUAG